This is a messenger RNA of Penicillium manginii, 1221 nucleotides long. RefSeq names its product NADH:flavin oxidoreductase/NADH oxidase. The transcript has 2 exons. NCBI's taxonomy places the organism in Eukaryota, Fungi, Ascomycota, Eurotiomycetes, Eurotiales, Aspergillaceae. The coding region runs from base 1 to 1221 and encodes 406 amino acids. Gene Ontology annotation, molecular function: FMN binding; NADPH dehydrogenase activity; NADP binding. The record is from RefSeq and is a predicted model, not a curated record. Gene Ontology annotation, cellular component: intracellular anatomical structure.
AUGUCCCGACCAAACUACCCUGAUAUCGCCAACAAGCCCGCCGAGGGCAUCUCCUACUUUACCCCAGCUCAGAUCCCCCCCCGCCGGAUCCGCGGCGAUCCCCCACUCUCCCCGCUCUGUCAAUACAGCGCCGAUGAUGGACACAUGACCGACUGGCAUAUGGCACAUCUGGGUGGAAUCGCCCAGCGCGGCCCCGGCUUCCUGAUGGUCGAGGCCACAGCCGUUCAAGCCAAUGGUCGUAUCACCCCUCAAGACCACGGCCUUUGGAAGGACUCCCAGAUCGAGCCCCUCCGUCGUGUGGUGGAGUUCGUCCACAGCCAGAACCAGGUAAUUGGCGUGCAGUUGGGACACGCCGGUCGCAAAGCGAGCACCGUAGCACCGUGGCUCAGCAUGGCAGACACAGCCACCGAGGCGGUCGGCGGAUGGCCCGAGAACGUCAAGGGACCCAGCGACAUUCCUUUCCACGACAAAUUCCCUACCCCGAAAGCUCUGACAGCGGCCGAGAUCGAGCAGUUCAAGAAUGAUUGGGUUUCAGCGGUGAAGCGGGCCGUCACGGCCGGCGUGGACUUUGUGGAAAUCCACAAUGCGCAUGGAUACAUGCUGAUGAGCUUCUUAUCUCCAGCGUCGAAUAAGCGCACCGAUGAAUAUGGCGGCAGCUUCGAGAACCGCACCCGGCUUACUAUGGAGGUUGCGAAAUUGACGCGUGAGAAUGUGCCCGCAGAUAUGCCCGUCUUCCUGCGGGUUUCUGCGACCGAUUGGCUGGAGGAGGAUAUGCCCAACGAACCCAGCUGGCGGGUUGAGGAUACGGUGCGUCUUGCCAAGGCGCUGGCGGAUAGUGGCACGAUCGAUGUGCUGGACAUCAGCAGUGGAGGAAACCACCGCGCACAGCAUAUCCAUGCCAAGCCUGCAUUCCAGGCCCCAUUCGCUAUCGAGGUGAAGAAGGCCGUUGGGGAUAAGAUCCAUGUGGGCUCGGUCGGCAUGAUUGACUCGGCUCAUUUAGCCAACUGUCUGCUUGAGAACAAUGGGCUGGACUUUGUUCUGGUCGGUCGCGGGUUCCAGAAGAACCCCGGACUGGUGUGGACCUGGGCUGAGGAGUUGGAUGUUGAGAUCGCCAUGGCAAAUCAGAUUCGCUGGGGUUUCUCGAGUCGUGGUGGGGGGGGUUUACUUGAAGAAGCGACAGGGGAAGAUGUAGAAUUGACCUCUGAUGAUGAGAUGAGAUGA